Molecule: messenger RNA, 7829 nt
Organism: Zootoca vivipara (common lizard)
Lineage: Eukaryota; Metazoa; Chordata; Lepidosauria; Squamata; Lacertidae
Source: RefSeq, a predicted model, not a curated record
GACUUGAGGUGCCUUCUUGCGAACUGAGACUUCAAAGAAUGGCUUUCCACCUGGAGCACAAGCCCAGUUGCCUGUUUGAAUCCCCCCUCCCCCAAUAUGAUUUUUAUUGAAUUUCCAUUUAAAACAUACUGUAUUUACAAUUUCCGUUUGUCUCUAUACAUUGCAUUGAACAUUUAAAGUUUCCAUUUAUCUUUAUACAUUUCUUUUACACAUAAAAUUGGCUUCCAUUCUUCCUUCCACUGUCUUCCUAAUCUCAACUGUUUGUUUGAGUUUUUUAUACCCCGCCUUUUCUCCAAAGGGCUCAUGGCGGCCUCUAGAGCUCUCUGCUUUCCUAGCUACCAUCACAACAACCCUGUGAGGUGGGUCAGCUUGAGAGGCCGCCAACAGCCACAGGUCGCUCCCUGUUGAGUACUUUUGGUUUAGAUGGGGGCAUGAGACGCUUAAUCUCAGGGUCACAGGUUCGAGCCCCACGUGUGGCAAAAGAGUCCUAUGUUGCCGGGGGUUGGACUGGAUGACCCUUGGGGUCCCUUCCAGCUCUAGAAUUCAACCAUGUUGACAUGCAAGUUUGCUUCGCCUUCUUAUUCUUUUGCCAGGCACCAAUGCCUUACUUGUGUGCCAGUAAGUGAGUAAAUAGAAAGGAAAAAUAAAAAUCAAUGAACACGCUUCCCCAGAGCCCAAAGGCACGUUUUCCCCCCUCACAGAGGAACAGACUACAAAUUCCAGAAUCCUUUGGGCCUGGGAAAAGGGAAGAAGCGAAGGACUAGGGACAUCCCAGGCUGCCUGUUUCCUCUGGCCAGUCCCUAUUUGUGUGGGUCUUUUGCAGGAGGCGUCCUGCCAUCGCGAUCUCUGGGGUGCAAGGAGGUUUUGCAGUGGAGGCUGGAGGUCCAAGCAGGAAGGAGUCUUUGCAGGCAGAGGCGCCCUUCGGAAGCAGCUCUACACGGGUGAGUUUGCACGUGGCAUCGGGGAGGAAGGGGAGAUUCUCGAGAGCAGAAGGGAACUCUCUCACUUGUUUAUUCCUCAUUCAAAGCAUUGAAAUGAAAUGGUAAAAUGCAAAAUUUUGUAAAAUGCAAUGGUAACCAGAGAUAAAUGUGAAUACCUGUAUGAAACGCAGUAAUACUAGAUGAUAAAUACACACCAAGAAUGGAGUGCAGGAAACCACUUAAGCAAAAUGGUAUUUAAUACUAUAAAGCUUAUAAAAUAAUUGAUAUGAAAUGAAAUGAAAGCUUGCUGGUAGAUGGUGCAUAUUUUUAAUUAUAAAAUCUGGACAUUAAGAAAAAAAUCAGAUAACGUGAUUAUCCCCUUUUUAAAAAAGAAAAAAAGUCUGCAAUUGGGGUAUCCCCCGAAUUUGUUUAAGUGCUCCAAUAUGCCCUGUAUAUCAUGGGGAUUGGGGGAAGGAACCCUCAGAUCAACGGGCCAAAUGGGGGUCUAGCUGGACUCUGCACCCCCCACCCACCCAUACCAGCCCCAUCUCCCUAGGGUGCCUCAUCUCUGAGUCGGGUGCUUUUGCCUGGCUAGAAUGCUUGGAUGGAGGGGUGUGUGCAUGUAAAUAGACCUCUGGUUUCUGUGUGGCUUGAAUGUAUCCCACGGCUUGUGUGUAUUUUACUUCCUUGCAUUCAUACCCCACCAAUCCUGCCAGGAGCUCAAGGGAGUGUGCAUGGUUCCCCAUCUCCCCAUUUCUUCCUCACAACAACCCUUUGAGGUAGGCCAGGCUGAGAUAAUACAGUGACCGGCCCAAGGUCACCCAGUGGGCUUCAUGGCCGGGUGGGCAUUUGAACCCUGGCUUCCCAGGUCUCAGCACAGAGCUCUAACCAUUACACCAAAUUGCCACUCUGGACUAGCAGUGCUCCCUGGUAUUAGACGGAGGUCUAUUCCCAGCCUCUCUUAGAUAGAUCACAAAUUGAACCUGGGGAUAUCUGCUCUGCCAAUGAGCUAUGGCUGCUUUCCAAUUUCUUUUUUAUACAGUAAUUUUCUUCAUUAUUACAUUUUCAAAUAUUACACAUUCUUUUAAAAUACAAUUGUAGCUACUCUGUCAUAUCUGUUGACUUCCCAUACACCCUCCCAUGGUGUGUUUUUAUUCCUUUACAAAGCUGCAAUUUUACUUAUAUUACAUCCAUUCUGCACUUAACCACCCGGGGUCCUUUACCUUUAUUAUUAUUAUUAUUAUUAUUAACUAUAAUUUGUUAAACUACAAUUUCCUAUCUGCUGCUAUACUCCUGCCUUUGUUCUAAUCUAACAUAACCAUGAUCCCCCCAAAAAAAUAUUCCACAAAAUAUUUCCAUCUUAUUUUCUCAUUUUGUUAUCUAACUCUGGGUCCUCUGCAGCUAUCUCUUGCAACUUAUGAAGCUGCCAAGAACGGCCAUAGCUGAAGGGCAGGAUCCAUCCUUUUAAGGUAGAUCUUCCUGGGCUCAGUCCCCUUCAUUUUCUGUGAACAGAAUCAAGUUGCAGUUUGACCAAACUGCGGGAGGCAGUGGAAGACAGGAGUGCCUGGCGUGCUCUGGUCCAUGGGGUCAUGAAGAGUCGGACACGACUAAACGACUAAACAACAACAACAACAACAACAACAACAACACUGUUACAAGGUUACAGAAAUGAACAUGAAUUCCUCAGUCUGUAGCAGGGGCCCAAAGGUGCCCAAUUAAGGUGAUAAUGUAAAUCCCUAUAAAUCCUGGAAUAUGCUUAUAAUAGUGAAUUAUGGGAACUUGUUGCUUUAAGAAACUGAUGAUCUAGCAAGAUGCCGUUCUUUUACCAGAACAGAAGGUCAGCUAACACGCAAAUCACAAAGAUAUAAUUCAUAAGCUAGAACACAAAUUGUUACAUAGUACACGUAACACAGGUUCCCAACAUGCAUACUAUCUCACAAUGUAACAUAUUGAGAAUCAAAGGCCUAGCUAGCAAUCCUUGGCCUAGUUAGCAAUGCUUAUUGCGCAUGCGUAUUAGAUUAGUUAAUGAUAUACGUAUUAAAUAUGAAAUGAGAUAAUGAUGAAUAUUAAAAUAUUAAAUGAUGUAAUGCUUUAUGUGAUUGGUUAGAUCAAAAUCCUUUGUCUGAAAUGUUAUAAAUUUCUGCCCGACCUUUGGGCUGGGUUGCAGUUUUGCAAAAAGAUUCGACUGUAACCUUAUUGCUUUGCAAUAAACAAAAUGGACUCCUAACUCCUCUUGUCUCUUGAGUUUUAUUGGCUAACUCAGAAGAUAAGCCAUUUUUGGCUUACAACAAGUCCAGACCUGAACCUAUCCCCCCAACCCUCCAAAGUCCUACCCUCUGUAGCGACUACGCAGUCUUGUGUAGCUUCAGUCCUAAUCAGUCCUUCUCAAAUCGCAUGCAGGUUCCAUGCCAGUCGAUUCGGGUCGGGUCGGGUGAGGUCUGGUGGGUUGUUGUAAGUCUAAGAUGGUGGUGGGUUUUUUGUUAGCUGAUUUGAUCUUUUAAGUUCUUCUGCUUCCACUUCGUCGGUUUAAUGGUUUAAUGAUUUUCCUGCUGCCCCAUUAGCCCCACAGUCACAAGAACAAGCAUGAACAAGCCACUAGUCAGAUUCAGCAAUCUAUCCAAUAUGUCCGCUCCUCCCUUUAUACUGUUUAUUAAUUCUUUUUUGCCUUCAUUUCCAGGACUCCGUUCAGGAAUGUUAAUUUUUAUCACAGUCUUGCUUUAAUUUAAUUUUUCCGUUUCUUUUUUCUGCUCAGUAGAUUCCCCUCUGCCUCUCACUCACUCUGACUCCUACGAUUUCCUACCAAAGGAAAUAACUGCCAAAACCCCUGUGUUGAGCCUUAAACACAGUUAGGCUACGCCCCUGGGCUUUCUCAUUGGCCAGCCUAUUAACCCUUUCUCUCCCCCCCAGUACGACAUCUCCAUAAUGAGUGGGCAAACUCCACAGGAGGCCAUGCUGGAGAAUGAGGGGAACGUGGCCUCUCUGGCCCUGCUGCUUCCCAAGAUGAGCCUCAUCCCCAGCGCAGAGCAAGCAGAAGGGCCCAGGCUGCCACAAUAUGAGAUCUCAGACGGAACAGGGGCUGCCAUUUCGGACACCAGCUCAGCAAACUCAAGGAGGAAACACUUCUGCCCAGAGUGUGGCCGAUGCUUUGCCUUCAGAUUGGCUCUUGCUAGACACCAGAGAAUCCACACAGGAGAGAAGAUCCAGGAAAACUCUGAGCCUGGGGACUUUUUGGGUCAGAGUUUGGAGCUUGCAACCCAUCCAGGAAGCCCUAGGUCUUCAGAGUUCGGGAAGGUUCUUGCCCAUCAGCCUAUCGUUCUGAUCCAAAGAAACAUCCAUGCAGGAGGAGAUAACUCAUAUCGCUGCUUGGAGUGUGGGGAAGGUUUUUCCCAACUCUCAGAUUUUGUGAAACAUGAAGGAGGCCACAGAGGAGAGAAACCCCGUAAAUAUGGCGAGAGUAGGAACGGGUUCCCCAAGAGAUCGCAGCUUCGUGAACAGCGUAAAGUCCACACAGGAGAGAAGCCCCACAAAUGCAGUGUGUGUGGGUUAUGCUUUUCUGCUAGGUCACAACUUGUUACCCAUCAGCGAACCCACACUGGAGAAAAACCCUACGAAUGCCCGGAGUGUGGGAAAUCAUUUGCUCUAAAGUCAGUCCUUGUAAUCCAUCAGAGGCUCCACACAGGAGAGAAGCCCUAUGAAUGCUGGGAGUGUGGGAAAUGUUUUCCUCAAAAUGCACAGCUUUGGAGCCAUCGUUUGGUUCACACAGGGGAGAAACGGUAUAAAUGCUUGGAAUGUGGAAGAAGGUUUACUCAGCGUUCCUCACUUGUAAUCCAUCAGAGAACCCACACAGGAGAAAGGCCCCAUAAGUGCCAGGAGUGUGGAAAAUGUUUCCCCACAAAAGAAAAUCUCAGACGACACCAGAGAAUCCACACAGGAGAGAAGCCCUAUGAAUGUAGAGAGUGUGGGAAAUGUUUUUAUGAUAAAGAAUACCUUUUGAGGCAUCAGACUGUUCACACCGGAGAGAGGCCCCAUAAAUGUGUGGAGUGUGGGAAAAGCUUUAUUUCACCAUCAGAACUUUUAAUCCACCGGAGAAUCCACACAGGGGAGAAACCGUAUGAAUGUGUGGAGUGUGGGAGACGGUUUUCCCAGAAACAGCACCUCCGCAGACAUCAGAAGGUGCAUACGGGAGAGAAACCCUACAAAUGCAUGGAGUGUGGGAAAUGCUUUGCUGGCCUACCAGAGCUUCGUGUACAUGACAGGAUGCACACAGGAGUGAGGCCAUAUGAGUGUGGAGAAUGUGGAAAAUGCUUUUCUACUUCAUCAGGCCUUACUAGACAUAGGAGAGUCCACACAGGAGAAAAGCCGCAUAAAUGUUUAGACUGUGGAAUGUCGUUUACUUUAGCACAAAGCCUUAAGGGUCACCAGAGAAUACAUACAGGAGAGAAACCCUACAAAUGCUUGGAGUGUGGCAAAUGCUUUUCAAGGAAAGACACCCUUGUGAUCCAUCAGAGAUCCCACAGUGGAGAGAAACCUUACAAGUGCUUGGAGUGUGAGAUAUCAUUUUCUCAGAAGUCAAGCUUUGUGGUCCAUCAAAGGAUCCACACAGGAGAGAAACCUUACAAGUGCUUGGAGUGUGGGAAAUGUUUUCCUAAGUCAUCACAUCUUCGCAGUCACCAGAAAGUCCACACAGAAGGAGACCUUCCCAAUGUGUAGAGUGUAGGAAAUGUUUUUCACAGAGUGGAAACCUUCAAAGACUUCCUGGGGAAUAAAGAGCAUAUAAAUGUUGGGAAUGCGGGGAAUGUUUUGAUCAGCGGUCAGCCCUUGUGGAACACAAGAGUGUCCAUACAAAAAGGAGGAUGUAUACAUAUCAGGAUUGUGGGAAAUGCUUUGUAAAGAAAUGAAUCUUGUCAGUAGUACUGUACGGAGCAACCUUAUAUUUACUGAGCAAAAUAUCCUCUUCAAUUAUAUACCCAGCACAUGAAACCUUACAAAAGGACCAUACAAGUGGACUCUGCGUGGCCUGACGGCAGCAAAACGACUGAUACUGAUGAAUUGGAGAAAUAAAAAUGAAGCUCCCGUCUCUGAUUGGAUUGGAGACUUCUACAAACUCGCAACAUUUAAACAACUUACAUAUAAAUCCAAUCUUGCCAUGGAAAAGUUCAAUGAUAUUUUGGAUCCAUUUUUAGCAGGUUAAGGUCUGGUGAAGUACAAUAACAUCCUUGUAAAAUAUACAGUUUGGGGUUUUCCCUCUCCCCCCUUUAUUUUCCCCUCAACACAGUUUCUGUUUCUCUAUUUUUCUCUUUUAUUUACGUCUCACCAUAUUUAGUGCAAGUAUAAUUAAGUACUUUUUGAACUUUCAAUAAAGAUCUUUUUUAAAAGAAGAAACUUUGACUGCUUAUUUGGCUUCACUUGCUUUGCUUAAUUUAAUAAAAGCUUUCUUCCAAAGAGUACAUUGAGUUGGAGAUUUUUAAAAAAAUGUGUUUUAAGCCAUGAGGAAAAUAUUCUUGAAUAUUCUCCACCUCUGAAACAUCUUAUCUUCUGUCAUGGAGUAUGUGAAAAAUCCUACUUCCUUCCCCGUUAAAAAAAAAUUCAUUUAAUGAAAAUCAACGCAUUACAUACAAAACACUUCAAGUCAAAAAACAACAACAAUUCAGCCUAAUGCAAUCUCACCUUACAAAAGGGAAGUAAGAAAAAGAAAACAUUAAAGGAAGCAAAGAAGAAACCUAAUGAGUAAGACUGCUAACAUACUAAGUACGCUGAAGUUCGAAUUUCAAGGCAUCAUAAAGUAAAUAUUUUUACCGUUCUGUUUGAGGUUGGUUGGUUUUUUUGAAUGGUCCAACAGUGGACAACUUUCAGUAAAUAAGUAAAAUCUCCUUGGUUUUCAAAAGUGCCAGAAUCUGGUAACAACCUCAAUGGGGGCUGAAGGCAGUUUUACACUGGAAGUGAAUGAGGUUGCCCAGCAUCUCCCUCUUUUGCCUCCUGCUCUCUUGCGAACUGAGAGGGCAUUGCAGAGAAAGCAGCGUUUGGCCAGCUGCAGCUGCAGCCAAAAUGCUCUUAUUUUAAGCUCCGCUCUAACUAAUGUGUUGGGUGAGCCUUAGCCAGAAGGCAGGACACCCCUGUAGCAGCCCAGAUGCAUUUUCCCUAUCUUGCCUUUUCUCCAAGGGGCUCAUGGCGGCCUCUGGUGCUCUCCUUUUUCCUAGCUACCAUCACAACAACCCUGUGAGGUGGGUCAGCUUGAGAGGCCGCCAACAGCCACAGGUCGCUCCCUGAUCAGUACCUUUGGUUUAGAUGGGGGCAUGAGACUCUUAAUCUCGGGGUCACGGGGUUGAGCCCCACAUGAGGCAAAAGAGUCCUGCGUUGUGGGAGGUUGGACUGGAUGACCCUUGGGGCCCCUUCUAACUCUACAAUCCAACCAUGUUGACAUGCAAGUUUGUUUCAUCUUCUCAUUCUUUUUGCCGGGCACCAAUGCUUUACUGGUGUGCCAGUAAGUGAGUAAAUAGAAAGGAAAAAUAAAAAUAAAUGAGAACCCUUCCCCAGAACCCAAAGGCACAUUCCCCUCCCCUCACAGAGGAACAGACUACAAAUCCCGGAAUCCUUUGGGUCAGGGAAAAGGGAAGAAGCGAAAGACUUAGGACAUCGCAGGCUGCCUGUUUCCUCUGGCCAGUCCCCAUUUGUGUGGGUCCUUUGCAGGAGGCGUCUGGCCAUCGCGAUCUCUGGGGUGGAAAGAGGUUUUUCAGGGGAGGCUGAAAGUCCGAGCAGGAAGGAGUCUUUGCAGGCAGAGGCCACCUUCGGAAGCAGCUCUACGGAUUCGAAAGGGCCCUCCCUGCUGGACGUUGGCUGAAGAGCAAAGGAGGCCAUGCUGGAGAAUGAGGGGAACGUGGUCUCUCUGGCCCUGCUGCUUCCCAAGAUGAA